UUUCCCUAGAGUCCAGCAUAUCGAUGUGGAAAAAUUUCAGAAGGUGAUGAAAUUAUUCAAGUGAAUUACCAAACUGUGGUUGGAUGGCAAUUGAAAAAUUUGGUAUGUGCAACAAGAGAACAUCCAAGUGAAAUACAUUUAACCAUAAAGAAACGACCUCAUCAUUCUAGUGUCCUAGAAGAAAUUAAAACAAUAUGGCCAUGUCGAAUUCCUUCAAAGAGAACUGCAUUUCGCAGAAUGAACAAAUGGUCAAAGUUUACUUCUACACAAAUACCAAUUUCAGAAGUCUAUCCUUCUAAUCCAUCCUCCAAGGAAACAGAGAUUUUGCAAGAAACAAAUACUGAUACAUUAUAUCCACUGGAUGGAAUAAGUCAGUCUAUUGUUCAACAUAAAAAUUUCAAUAGUGCAUUUAAACAUAGAGUACGAAUUAAUCGAAGAGCAACUAUUGAUAGUAUACCUUAUAUCCCUAAACAUUCUUCUAUUAAUAAUAUUGAAACAGAAGAAAGUACCAAGACUGAAAAAAGUAAUCUUAAGGAAAAAUAUGCAACCUGUAAUACAAAAAAGAAUGGAACAUCAAAUAAUUCUUUGUGUAAUACCCUAUUACAAUCAGUUGACUGUAAGUUUGGUAGUACAGAUAGUGAUAAAUGGAAUAGAAAAAAUGAUAGAGAAUUAAUACCUAUUAAGACUGAUAAUAAAUCACCAGCAAUGAAGUACAUAGAAACACAUCUUCAUCAAAAUCCUACAGUGCUCAAUUCAGAGAAUGGUUAUAGCAGUGAUAGUAGUAGUUCUGAAGUUUCUUUAGAAACUCAGAAUGUGCAUAAUUCAAAAGCAAAUCAUCUUCCUUCAUUGGAAAAUGGACAGAAUUCAUCAACAUCCCAAUUUCAACUAAAAGGACAAAACAUUCAUAACUGUAUUUCCAAAGAUCUGGAUUUUAAAAAUGAUGUUUUAAUGUCAACUGUAAGAAAUGAAGAAAAUAACACACAAAACAAAAAUACUGUUGGAUUACUUGAGAGUGAAACUUAUCCUGCACCUGUUAAGCAAAAUAUUAGCAACUCAAAUUGUACUGUGGAUAUACAAGAAAAAUUUAUAAUCUGCCCAGAAUUGGAUGAUAAAAGUAAUAAUGCAAAAUUUCAAGUUGUCUCUCUUCCUUCUCCAGGUGCCAAUACAAGAACAUUUACAAGACAGAUCAUAAAUGAUAAAAAGUUACAGCAGAAUUCUACUAAUUUAAUUCCAGAAGAGAUGUCAAAUGAUCAAAAUAUUAAAAGCCAACAUAGCAACAGUACAACUGAUAUUUCGGGUCAGUCAGAUUCAUCAUUGGAUGAGGUAAAUGAGCAUAAUUCCUUACAACAAAGAAAUGAAGUUACAAACAAAUCUGAAAAUUCUAAAGUAGAAAUAACAUUGAAGUAUCAAAAAAUAAAGCCAUUAGAACAUACCAAUUAUAAAAGAGCAAAAAACAUACAAUUAAGAACUCCAAGAAGAUUUACUACAGAUCAAGCAAUUCUUCCAAAAGAUUGGGAAAAGAUUGCAAAUCCAGAAAGAACAUCAGCUUUUAAACCAAUAUCAGGAAGAUCGGUAAGCUGCAUUGAUGUUUCUGAAACAGUAAACAAAUCUCAUAAUAGUAACAUUAACCAUAUAAAACAAAUGUCAAAUAUUUCUUCUUGUGAAACAAAAUUCCUAAAGAAAGAAGUAACAAAGAUUGCAGGUUCUGUCCCUCAUGUUCAAAAUGAACCUAUUAAGGAUAUUUAUUUAAAUAAGCCUACUUUGCAAUCAGUUAAUUAUGCUAAUUCUCUAGAUAGAAAAUUCAAUCUUUCAAGAUAUCCAGAUAAUUCUAAACUGUAUGAAACAGUUCAGAAGAACCAAUUGGUAAAUUCAUGCAGAAAUAAAGAUUUAAAAUCACCUGGAUAUGUAGCAAAAAUUGCAGAAUCAUUUAAUGUAAUGUCAAAACAGGAACCUUCACAUUUUCCUUCAGUUUCUCAAAUAUAUCAACCUGUUUCCUCAUAUGCUACUAUUACCAAACCAAAACCUCUUCGAGGUGAUCAGAUAGCAACCUUUCAUAAAGGAGUUGUAAACUCUCAUAAUAAUCAUUGUUUUAAUCAAAUGUUUAACUAUUCAUCUUAUUCUUCUCACUUAGAAAAUAGUCAGACGAAAUCUCAAAUUUUAAUAAAUGAAAGAAAAGUAACUCAAGACGGCAAAAAAGAUUAUGUUGAUAAUAAACAGAUGAAUAAGUUUUUAAGAACAGCUACAAGUGAAGAAAUACAAAACAUGUAUACAUCUUAUGGAAAUUCAGGAAGAGGAUUUGAAUCAAGUCAAAAUAAUUUUCAACAAAAUACAACUAUUAAAGAAGAAAUUGUUUCCGGUAUUAAGGAAGUUGUUUCUAAAAAAGAUUACCUUCAACCACCAAAAGACGUAAUGUUGAAAAAAGAAACUCUAGAACGACUUUCACAUAAAUUGAAAUCUAUAAAAUUAAACAAAAUUGAAGAUAAACCAAAUGUUAACUUGGUAACACCAUUUUUUUCUCCAGUUGCCAGAUCUAGAAUAUCUGCAGCUGUACAGACUGAUAAUAAUGAUGAUAUCAGUCUAUGUGAUGAUGAAUUGUGUUUAAACACAUCACUUACUUCUCAAGAAUCUGAUUCUAAAAGUUACGAAGUUUUUUAUAACAAACCAUGUCAGAAUAUGUCCGACGAAAGUAUUUUAUACAGUAGUAAUAGUAGUCUAAAUAGUAGUACUUCCUCGGGAAGCCAUUAUUAUUAUGUUGAAACACAAAUCAGGCCUGAGCUUACAAUUAGUUUACCAUUGGUUACACAAACACUAACAGAAGAAUCUAUUGAUAAUUGUCGUAAUUCACACUUGCCAAGAAUGGGAGUAGCAGCUAUGUUAGGAAAGAAACGAAGUGUUAGUUAUGGCAGCAGUGAUUCAGGAUCUGGAGAAACUAGCAAAAGACUUGAACAAAGUAAAGAAUAUGUCUUAAAACCAAAAGCAUUUUUAGGCCAUACAAGUUUGCCAAUAGAUGUUUAAAUAAUAAGUGUAAUAGGUGAAUCUACUUAACUACAUUCAUAUUUUGUUAGAAAAUGACACAAAACUAUUAAAUUUCUUCAUUUUUAUUUGAAAAAGUUUAAUAGUUUUUUUUUUUAAUUAUAUACUUACUGUCUUUAUAAGUGUAAAUAUAAUUUGUACAUUAUUGUUAUAUUAAUCAUUUUUAAUGAGAGUAUUAUAGGAUGAUUAUUUCUGAAAUUUUCUUCUUAAAUGCUUGAAUAUGAAAUCUUGUUUAUUGUUUGCUUCAACUAUAUUUAACUAUUUACAUCAGAAAUAUAUCAUCAAAAUUGUAAAUAAAUAUGCCAAAUAUAUUAUUUGUAAAAUUAAUAUACAUUAUUAUCUAUACAUUAUUGUUGUUAAUAAUUCAAACAUUCCAUUCUUUUUCGAAAUGAUAUAUUCUGAAAAAUUAUAUUUCAUAUAUUUUAUCCAUUUAAA
Centruroides sculpturatus (bark scorpion) is the source of this 3468-nucleotide messenger RNA. RefSeq names its product homeobox protein 2-like. Lineage: Eukaryota; Metazoa; Arthropoda; Arachnida; Scorpiones; Buthidae. The record is from RefSeq and is a predicted model, not a curated record. The coding region runs from base 238 to 3015 and encodes 925 amino acids. The transcript has 9 exons.